ACUUUCCCUCUCGCAGUUCUCCUAUACCGCUAGUGUCGUCUGGUGGGGAACGGCGACAACUCUCUUAGAUUUCGUCGUCUUUCUAGUAGGCAAAGUGUCAGGGAAACCAAUCGUUAAAAAGAAAAAACUUUCAAUAGAAGAAAAAACAGCCAUUUCGCUGGAAAAAAACUUGCUCGUGAUAAAAGAAAAGCAGAUACUAGACGGUUAAAGGGAAAUCCAUUAAACCUCCCGUUUGUUUCCAGGUAUGGGGAUUUCAAAGAAGAAAAUAAUGAAAAACUUGCCAGAAAAGCUGUUAAUAAAGUUUGUAAAAUGAAAGGAUUGGUAAAUAAAAACCCUGUUGAGGAAAGUGAAACAGACCUUCUGCCUCACAAUGGAAAUGAACUCGAACAACAUUCUUCUACAUCUGCAUAUGAUACGAUGUCUACAGCUGACAGCUGUGCCAGCAUAGUAUUGUUGUCCUGUUUGGCAAGCCAACCAGAGCUUGAGCCUCAAAGUGAAAUUGAUCAUCAUCUUUCCACCUCUUUCAAUUAUACCAUGUACUAUCAGAACAGCUGUACCAACACUCUAUUAAGUUCCGGUUUGGAACAGAUGGAAAUCGCUGCUAGUAUUCACAUUGCGGCUCUACAAGGAGAAAGUGUCACCGAACAGCAGCCAUGUUAAAAAAAAAAGGAUGAAGCAGCAGAAGGAGAGAAGGCUGAAAAUUUGUGGAAAGAAAAACAAGAGGAUGUCUACAAGGCUUUCGUAACAUCACAUGCCUCAUCUGCUCAUGGGAGGAUGUGUUCUUCAGAUGGAUGUCUUAAUUCCCUUUUUGACCAUCAUAUUCGCUGUGAUGAUUGUUAACGUCACCUCUGCCAUAGCUGCGAUAAAUCCAUUCAUUUUCGGUUACCGUUCCAUAAACGAAUAUGGCUUAAUACGGAAAGCUCUAAGGUAUUGGACCACACACAAUUUAUUAAGGAAAACGGAUCAGUUUUCAAGCAAGGUAUUGUCAUUUUUACAUGUAUGCGUUUUUAACUUUCUUGUUAUUUUACAGAUGUCUGCGUCCCAUGCUUCGUACCUCAUAAAUGCUGCGAUAUAAGCUGCCAUGGAUCGAUGUCACUUAUUCCCAAUAUUACAGAAUCAAUCGUGGUUGUCACUGAGCAAGGUCGAUUUGUUUUAAAGGGGGCAGCUUUCGUUUGCGAUACUUGUAAUUCUCUAACGAAAGCAACAAUCGAUGAUUAUGUAUUUUCUGGGUUUUUCCCGGCAAGUUUAUCGGAAACGGUCACAUACCUGUUUUCAGAAGAGGCACUUCUUCUAUGCCACCACAUUUCCCACAAAUGUCCAGGUUCUUCGAAGAACAUGUACGCUCACACUCUUGAAGAAGUAUCUAAGGAAUAUGGACGGACUGGACCAAUCAAUAUACCAUUGUUCACUACUGCGGAAAGAGAGUGGGAAACAUGUCGCCACUACAUUGACCAGGAAGUAUUUAAAAGGAACAAAAUUGAUUGCCCCAGUUGCGGAACAAAACCUUUAGUGAGAUCAUCUGAUGCUAUCAUUAAGCUGAGGCGUUUGGCCUCUGCCGGAAAAGCGAGGAAACCAGAAAAUAAAAGAGUAAUGGACGAUGUAGAAUCCAGGUUCGAGAAUUUAGUAAUCAAGUCGGAUGUUGAAGUUGAAAGUUUUCGUCAAAGGAUUUACAACAAAGUUCAAACAUCGAAAAAGAAAAACAUGUGUGGGGGAUCGGCUUUUAAAGCUGCAAGAGAAGAUUCCAAUGAAAAUAAAAAAUAUGACGAGACUGGGCUCGUCGUUAGCUCUUGCAAGCACUGUAUAGUGCCGUAUGCCAUCAAUAUGUUUAAAGGUGAAUCGUGGACACAUACGGCAUUUAUGCAUUACGAAGCUUGGAAGAGUCAGGCUACAUUCUUUUGCUACGAUGUUGUGUGUCAAUAUUGGAAAUGGAUGCAUCAAAAAGUUGGUCUGGAAUUUCCAGAAUAUAUGAUGCUAACAAAAGAAAUGACAGGAAUUUUGCCGAUAAUGCAUCAAAUGGCACAUCAAUUACCUUGCCAGGUGCUUUGGAAUCCCCGAUGGACAAAAGGACUUGGAUUAACCGGAGGAGAGGAGCACGAGCAAGUAUUCUCAAAACUGUAUCUUUAUGCUUAUGUUCUCAAGCAUAUGUCAAAAAUUAACAGAGCGGAUUUUCUAACAUUAGCCAUCCUCUAUUGGAACUGGAAUAAAAUUCAGAACAUGCCAUUCCUCUUACGCAACAAAUUACAGAGAGCUAGGAAGGAAAUCAGAAAAGGCGUAACAAAAGUUGAAGAAUUGUUACAGUCAUACAACCUUGAAAAUGGUGAUCUCCCAUUGAUUCACAAGGAACUGGAAAGAAAAGCUAUAGAAAUCAUUGACCAACGAAGAACAAAGACUACUCCGGUUGAUAAAUUAAGAAGAAUGCUGGAAGGAUUUUAUGUUCAGCUGAAAACGGUUCGCAUAAAAAUCUCUAAAGAAGCAGAAAAUUCGAAGGCUCGGACAAAGUUUAGGCGAAUUUUAAUUGAAACUAAGAAAAAAGUUUUACAGACAAUUGACCUUUUAAAAUCAAAGGAUAAAGAACUACCAAUCUCUUACGAGGAUUUCAAUCAAGGUAUUUUUCCUUGGGAAGCAGUCAUAAAUGAAAACGACACUAACUUUCCAACACUUUCGUAUGCCGAUAAAUAUCAUGUUGUUGAUUGUUGGAUGCUUUUGCAAAGAGCAAAGGAGGAAGUUGAACUAACUAAGAUUGAAAUGAUAAACUACAUUCGAUUCUUGACUGACAAGCGAUCAUCGUUAAAACAAUUAACACAUUCUGAGGAAGCGGACGAAACAUUUUGUAAAGGAAAAGCAGUCAUGGCCCAUUCCGAAAUUGAGCGUCUGAAUUUACAAAUUCAACUUUCUCUAAAAAUAUUUAAUUUGAAUUGUAACAACGAUUUUUCGAAUUUCGUACGUGAAACUAAUUCAAAUUCUGGAACAGAAUUUGAAUUUGAAACAUCUGAUGAGGAAACUGACAAUUCUUACACAAAAUUUGAAUUUUCUGAUGAGGAGACUGAAACACAUUCUAGUGACUCUGAUGAUUAUUAAAUAAACGUAAAAAAUACAAACUUAA
Daphnia magna is the source of this 3103-nucleotide messenger RNA. RefSeq lists its product as uncharacterized. NCBI's taxonomy places the organism in Eukaryota, Metazoa, Arthropoda, Branchiopoda, Diplostraca, Daphniidae. The record is from RefSeq and is a predicted model, not a curated record.